Molecule: messenger RNA, 2933 nt
Organism: Lampris incognitus (smalleye Pacific opah)
Lineage: Eukaryota; Metazoa; Chordata; Actinopteri; Lampriformes; Lampridae
Product: polyadenylate-binding protein 1A
Exons: 15
Coding region: 658-2556 (632 amino acids)
Cellular component (GO): ribonucleoprotein complex
Molecular function (GO): RNA binding
Source: RefSeq, a predicted model, not a curated record
CUCGUGCCGCCCUUUCAUCCUCGUAAUCCGUCUGCGCAGGGUGUGUGCUCCGGAGCUAGUCUCGGCGCACAUUUUAUUAUUAUGAAACAAACCACAAGCUAGAGUACAGACGCAGACAUAUUUUUAUAAGAAAAAAAGAAAAAAAUCGGUGAAGCAGGAUUCGAUUUACGAAACUAUAACAACGCGACGAGGACGCGGAAAGAAAGCCUGAAAGACGCAACGGGUGGAACGUUAGCUGAGCUAGUUGGUUAGCAUCAUUGUUGGAAGCGUGGGUGAUUAACCUCGGCCUGUUAAUAAACCGUUCACCUCUAUGUCCCAUGUGAAGGGUACUGUCGUUUCAUUUGUAGUCGAGAAUAUUGAAUUUGUGUAAUACACGCAACCUGGCUUGUCAACUUGCUGCGUAUAAAACGGCGAUAACAAUUUAAACGUGCCAUCUCCGGUUAGGCCAAACUCCGAUAUCGGGCGAUUAAGCUUGCUAGCCCACGUUGCUAACUGAAAGAUUCCGUUAACUCGCUAAUUUCAAUUUGUCGGAGUGGUGAAACGGGCCACUGAAGAGAAUAAUCGUCCCAUUACGGAGACGGUUCUGUCAUUUACCGUCUAUAUAUUUUACGUUGUCAUAUUUUUUUAGCCGUGUAGUUUGAAAACGUGUCGUCAGGGAUGAAUCCUAGCGCGCCCAGUUACCCCAUGGCCUCCCUCUACGUGGGAGAUCUGCAUCAAGAUGUUACAGAGGCCAUGCUUUACGAGAAAUUCAGUCCGGCCGGUCCCAUCCUCUCCAUCCGAGUGUGCAGGGACAUGAUCACCCGCCGGUCCCUUGGUUAUGCCUAUGUCAACUUCCAGCAGCCCGCUGAUGCUGAGCGUGCUUUAGACACCAUGAACUUUGAUGUGAUCAAAGGCAGGCCCCUUCGAAUCAUGUGGUCUCAACGUGACCCCUCACUGAGGAAGAGUGGAGUGGGCAACAUCUUCAUCAAGAACCUUGACAAGUCCAUUGACAACAAGGCUCUGUAUGACACCUUCUCAGCUUUUGGAAACAUCCUCUCUUGCAAGGUGGUUUGUGAUGAAAAUGGCUCAAAGGGCUACGGGUUUGUGCACUUUGAGACCCAUGAGGCUGCUGAGCGUGCCAUUGAGAAAAUGAAUGGCAUGUUACUCAAUGACAGAAAAGUGUUUGUUGGGCGCUUCAAGUCCAGGAAAGAGAGAGAAGCUGAGCUUGGCGCCCGUGCCAGAGAGUUCACAAAUGUGUACAUUAAGAACUUUGGGGAGGACAUGGAUGAUGAGAAGCUGAAAGAGAUGUUUGGGAAAUAUGGACCUGCCCUCAGUAUACGUGUCAUGACAGAUGACAGUGGUAAAUCAAAGGGAUUUGGCUUUGUCAGCUUUGAGAGACACGAGGAUGCACAAAAGGCUGUUGAUGACAUGAAUGGGAAAGAGCUAAAUGGCAGGCAGGUUUAUGUGGGCCGUGCUCAAAAGAAGGGAGAGCGCCAGAAUGAACUCAAGCGCAAGUUUGAGCAAAUGAAGCAGGAUCGCAUGACUAGAUACCAGGGUGUUAAUUUGUAUGUGAAAAACUUGGAUGAUGGCUUGGAUGAUGAGCGUCUCCGCAAAGAAUUUUCACCCUUUGGAACCAUAACAAGUGCUAAGGUAAUGAUGGAGGGCGGUCGCAGCAAAGGCUUUGGCUUUGUCUGCUUCUCCUCUCCUGAAGAGGCCACCAAGGCUGUGACAGAGAUGAAUGGCCGCAUUGUCGCUACCAAACCACUGUAUGUGGCCUUAGCCCAGCGCAAGGAAGAACGUCAGGCCCACCUGACCAACCAGUACAUGCAGAGGAUGGCUACUGUCCGAGCUGUACCCAACCCUGUGAUCAAUCCCUACCAGCCUGCCCCGCCUUCUGGCUAUUUCAUGGCUGCUAUUCCUCAGGCUCAGAACCGUGCUGCAUACUACUCAACCAACCAGCUGCCCCAGCUUCGCCCCAGCCCCCGUUGGGCUGCUCAGGGUGUGAGACCCCAGCACUUCCAGAACAUGCCCAAUGCCAUGCGUCCGUCCGCCCCCAGGCCCCAGACCUUCAACGCCAUGCGACCCACCACCACCCAGGUCCCACGCAUGAUGACAUCUCAGCGUAUGCCCACUCAGGCCCUCAGUCAGCGCCCUGCCAGUGCCUCAGCCGCUGCUGCUCCAGUGCGCGCCAUGCCCCAGUACAAGUAUGCCGCUGGUGUACGCAAUCCCCAGCAGCACAUGGCUUCUCAGCCACAGGUCACCAUGCAGCAGCCUGCUGUUCAUGUCCAAGGACAGGAGCCCCUGACUGCUUCCAUGCUGGCUGCUGCACCUCCUCAGGAACAGAAGCAAAUGCUGGGUGAGCGUCUGUUCCCCCUGAUCCAGAAUAUGCACCCCAGCCUUGCAGGGAAGAUCACUGGUAUGCUUCUGGAGAUUGACAACUCGGAGCUGCUCCAUAUGCUGGAGUCACCAGAAUCUCUCCGCUCCAAGGUGGAUGAGGCUGUGGCUGUGCUUCAGGCCCACCAGGCCAAGGAAGCUGCUCAGAAGUCCACCACCCCUGCUGGGGUUCCCAGUGUCUAAGAAGAUUAAGCAUUUUGAAACCUGCUUCACCGAUGAAAAAGAGAAAAAAAAUUAAACAUUGAAAAACCUAAAACUCUGAAAACAUCGCAAAAUGAUAAAUUAUUUCUUAAAAAAGAGAUGAAAACAAUUGACUCUGCCAGGUCUAGGGAUGGUUUGACUAGACCUUGAUCAUAAAAAAAGGAAAAAAAUUGUUUUAAAAAAUAGUAAAAUAUAGAAAAUUGAAUUAAUAAAUUUGAUGAAUGCAUUUUUGAUUUAUGUCAUUUUACUGUGUCAGUGCUCAGAAUAUCUACUGUGUACAGGAGGAUGAUAGCUGAGCAUUUUGAAAAGUAAUUUGUAUCGUAAACUACUGGCUGUUAUAAACUUAAACAAUAUUAAUA